This is a messenger RNA of Olea europaea var. sylvestris, 1759 nucleotides long. RefSeq lists its product as uncharacterized. Bases 227 to 1507 code for a protein of 426 amino acids. Gene Ontology annotation, cellular component: nucleus. Gene Ontology annotation, molecular function: DNA-binding transcription factor activity, RNA polymerase II-specific; RNA polymerase II cis-regulatory region sequence-specific DNA binding. NCBI's taxonomy places the organism in Eukaryota, Viridiplantae, Streptophyta, Magnoliopsida, Lamiales, Oleaceae. The transcript has 3 exons. The record is from RefSeq and is a predicted model, not a curated record. Gene Ontology annotation, biological process: regulation of DNA-templated transcription.
GAGAGAGAGAAGGAGAGGUCUAUGUGGAGGGUUCUGUUAGAAACACUUUUUUGCUGCCAAGUUUUCACAAUCCUACAGCGGAAACUCGGUUACUCCCUUCAUUUCACCAUCUGUCAAACCUUUCAUCUUCCUAAAUCUUUAUUUGUAUACCCUUUUCAUCUGAUCAUGAAGCUGAUGACCUUGUAACAGUGUACAAUUUGUCAGAAAAGAAAAAUAAAAAUAAAAAAUGGCAAAUAAAUUCGUUAUAUAUCCACCAAACAGCACAAAUGGGAACUCAUUCACUUGUCAUUUAACUCCUCCUCCUUGUUCUUUAGGUUCUUCUUCAAUGGUGGGAAUGGUUUUUGCAGAUUUGAGUUCUCUUUCAAUUAAUCCGAUUCCUUCUUCUCAAGAGGGCUCCUUUUGUGAUACUGAUAUGGAUGAAGGGAGACAUAAUAAUAUGUGGGGUAAAGCCUCUAAUUCAAGUGAUGUGUUUGGAGAAAAUAAUGAAUCCAUUGAUCUAAAUGCUAGCUUAAAUGAAGAAGAUGAGAUGAACAUGCAUGCAUUGAGCAGUGGGAAGGACACAAAUACUGGGCAAUCUAAACUGUGUGCUAGGGGACACUGGAGGCCUGCAGAAGACUCAAAACUGAAGGAACUUGUUGCCCUUUAUGGCCCUCAAAAUUGGAACCUCAUUGCAGAGAAGCUGGAAGGAAGAUCAGGGAAAAGCUGUAGGUUAAGAUGGUUUAACCAGUUGGAUCCACGGAUAAACAGAAGGGCAUUUACUGAUGAAGAGGAAGAGAGACUAAUGGCUGCUCAUAGACUAUAUGGCAACAAAUGGUCAAUGAUAGCAAGGCUAUUUCCUGGAAGAACAGACAAUGCAGUGAAGAAUCAUUGGCAUGUUAUAAUGGCUAGAAAGUAUAGAGAACAAUCCAGUGCUUUUAGAAGAAGAAAAAUGGGCCAAUUUGUAUGCAAAAGAUCAAUGGAAGAUGAUCUUCCCCUUUUUAAUACGGAAGCAGCUUUCAAAACUCAAUCAACAAUGCCAUCUUACUGUGUGAACCCCAAUAGAACUUUCGGUGAUCUAACUGCUCCUUGCCAGUUUUUGACUCGAAACGGUGAUUGUGGUGGUGGUGGAGGAGGAGCAACUUCUAGCCAGAUUUACAGUAUCCCUCCUUACAGUGGAUUCUGGGCACCACAAACAUCUCUUGGUCUCUUCCCUGGUGUGCUGCCUAGUACUUCCUGUCCUCCUAUAGGUCCUAUUACAAGUGAGAUGAUGCCCAUUUUGGACCCGGGAAAAUCUUGCGAUGGUCCAAUGGUUGAACGCAACAUUUUACUUUCUUAUCCACAUUACCCCAGCUCUCUAAUGACUGCAAUGCUACAGUCAAACUAUCAGUACCCUUCAGAUUUUACAGCACCACCACAUCAGGUUUCAGUCACUGAAAAUACUGCAUCAUCAUCAACGCUCACAGAGGAAAGAAAUGGUGAGACCAUUGCAACACCAUUUAUAGACUUUCUUGGAGUCGGAGCCACUUGAAUUUGCCAGGGAGAUUAGCUAAAAGUUGUUUCUUGAAUUCACUUGAAAGUGAUUAUUUUGAGUUGAGAAUAUAAAACAGUAGAAAUUCUUUCAGUUGGGUAACAAGGAAAUAUCAAAACCAGUUCUUUUGAAGUCAUCUCCCUACCUUCUUUUACUUUGUAGCCUCUCUAUCCUCAGAUCGAACUGUUGAGAAAUGUGAAACAAUAAGGUCUUUUCAUUUCCUCUCUGUCUUUCUACUUUAUCAAUAUUUUC